Messenger RNA from Effrenium voratum, 1175 nucleotides. Lineage: Eukaryota; Dinophyceae; Suessiales; Symbiodiniaceae. The record is from the annotation of a GenBank genome assembly.
GAUCGAGCUAGGCUCAUAACAACCCUUUUCUCGGCCGGGAGCGAGCACCAUGUCGGCCACGGCGGCCCUGACGGGGGUGGGCCUGGCUGGGGUGAGCAACGCGGUGGCGGCAUGCUUCACCAACCCGGUAGAUGUCAUCAAGGUGCGGAUGCAGCUGGCGGGGGUGUCUCAGCUCACGAGCUGCAACGCCACCGUGCUCUCGGCGGUGCGCCAGCUCUGGGAGAGCGAGGGCCUGCGGGGCUUGCACCGAGGCUUGCAGCCUUCCAUGCUCCGAGAGCUCUCCUACAGCGGCCUGCGUAUGGGGCUCUACGAGCCGGUGCGUGAACAUCUGGUGAAACUGCAAGGUUGGGAAGGCACAAAGACCUCACCCUUGGUCAUCAAAGUCAUCGCUGGUGCCACAACAGGCGCUGUGGGCGCUCUGCUGGCGAACCCCUUCGACCUGCUGAAGGUCCGGAUGCAGGGCAGCGAUGCUCUCUCUCGAGUUUCGGUGACGGCAGCCCUGCGUUCCAUCUACCAGCAGGCGGGACUCGUGGGGCUGUGGCGCGGCGCCGGGCCCACAGUGCAGCGCGCCGCGCUGCUCACGGCCUCCCAGGUGCCCAGCUACGAUCAUGCGAAGCACAAGCUCCUGGACGCAGGCCUGCUGAAAGAGGGCUACUUCUGCCACUUCAGCUGCAGCAUGCUGGCGGGUGUGGUGGCUGCAGGCGUCACCAGCCCCGUGGAUUUGGCCAAGAGCCGCAUCAUGACGCAGCCCGAGAAUGGGGCUUUAUACACCAGCACUUUGGACUGCCUGGUGAAGACGGCCAAAGCGGAAGGUCUACCUGCGCUCUACCGCGGCUUCAGCAUGCAGUGGCUACGACUUGGGCCCCACACCACGAUCUCCCUCAUGUGCUUCGAGCAGCUCCGGCACUUGGCUGGCAUGAGCUUCCUUUGACCUCACAGUCUCCUUGCAGCUGCACUGACCACAGCAAUGGUGUAAAGAUGCUGCGCGUCACGGGUGAGUCUUUUGCCUGUCCCCAAAGGGGACGGGGCCCUCAAGGGUUCGUGGACGCCCUCAAGGGUUCGCGCAACAAAAGCACAGUCACUCUUAUCCUGCUCUCCAGUCCAGUUGUGGCUGAAGCAGGUUUGUGAAGAUGCCGUGCGGGCGAGUCGAGAAUGAUGCUCGAUCGCUUCGGAUC